Messenger RNA from Daktulosphaira vitifoliae (grape phylloxera), 1121 nucleotides. RefSeq lists its product as uncharacterized. Lineage: Eukaryota; Metazoa; Arthropoda; Insecta; Hemiptera; Phylloxeridae. Bases 15 to 1121 code for a protein of 368 amino acids. Gene Ontology annotation, molecular function: protein binding. The record is from RefSeq and is a predicted model, not a curated record. The transcript has 3 exons.
AACUUGCAGUGAAAAUGAUGAAAUGGCAAAUUAUAACUAUUUUAUUCAUAAUAUCGUGUUUGAUAUUUAACGAAGCAAUCCAAUACAAAAUUUCGGAAGACAAACAAUUAAGCUAUUUUGAAGAAAGUACGUCGAGAAAAGCUGAAGAAAAUAGAUACUUGGAAUUAUUAAAAAAUAAUUAUGAAAAUGGAUAUAAAUUGGAUAAAGACAUAACAACAGCUGCUGCUGCUAAUGGGUACCUAGAAUGUUUAAAAUAUGCACAUCAAAAAGAAUACCCAUGGGAUGAAAGUACAACACAAGCAGCUGCAAAUAAUGGUCAUUUAGAAUGUUUAAAAUAUGCUUAUGAAAAUGGCUGUAAAUGGAAUAAAUUUAAUAUUGCAAAAAAUGCCAUUACAAAAGGUAAUCUAGAAAUAUUAAAAUAUGUUCACAAAAACGGAUACGAAUUCAAUGAAAUCACAAUUAAUAUGGCUGCCACAUGUAAUCUAGAAAUUUUAAAAUAUAUACUUCAAAACGGAUACCCAUGCAAAAAGAGUACAACUUAUAAUGCUGCCUUAAUUGGUAAUCUAGAAAAUUUAAAAUAUUUACAUGAAAAUGAUUGCCCGUGGGAUGAGAGCACGACAGAAGCAGCUGCUUUAAGCGGUAAUUUAGAAUGCUUAAAAUAUGCUUAUGAAAAUGGCUGUAAAUGGAAUGAAUUAAAUAUUGUGAAAAGUGCAAUUACUAAAGGUAAUCUAGAAAUAUUAAAAUAUGCUCACAAAAAUGGAUACGAAUUCAAUGAAUUCACUACUACUGUGGCUGCAACAGGUAAUCUAGAUAUUUUAAAAUAUGUCCUUAAAAAUGGAUUCCCGUGCAAUAAGAGUACAACUUAUGUUGUUGCGAUAUAUGGUAAUCUAGAAAAUUUUAAAUAUUUACAUGAAUGUUCAUGUCCGUGGGAUGAAAGAACUUUAGAAGUAGCUGCUUAUAAUGGUAAUUUAAAUAUUUUAAAAUACGCACAUGAAAAUGAAUGUCCGUGGGAUAAAAGCACAACGGAAGCAGCUGCAACUAAUGGUCAUUUAGAAUGCUUAAAAUAUGCGUAUGAAAAUGAAUGNAUGAAAAUAAUUGUCCGUGGGAUGAAAGCACAAUAG